Messenger RNA from Rattus norvegicus (Norway rat), 640 nucleotides. RefSeq names its product family with sequence similarity 209 A (gene Fam209a). Lineage: Eukaryota; Metazoa; Chordata; Mammalia; Rodentia; Muridae. The record is from RefSeq and is marked provisional. Gene Ontology annotation, biological process: spermatid development; acrosome assembly. Gene Ontology annotation, cellular component: nuclear inner membrane. The coding region runs from base 48 to 560 and encodes 170 amino acids. The transcript is spliced from 2 exons.
GUGGGCAGCCCCACCAUGAGCAGUUUCCAGGCCCAGCUCUGCUCACCAUGCGGACGCUGAGAUGGCUCCUGUUACUGCUUCUGUGCAUCUCCUGCGUCUGUGCCUUCAUGUUUUCUUCGACGAGGGAGAAAACCAAAGAAAGCCCAGGGAAGGUGCCUUGCGGAGGACACUUCCGGAUUAGACAGAAUCUUCCAGAGAAUGCCCAAGGCUGGCUUGGGAACAAAUGGCUCUGGCUGUUCAUUGUCAUUAUGAUCUAUGUGUUGCUGAAGUUUCGAGGAGACGGCGAAAAGAACAAGGAGCAGAAUCCUACUAGCCUCCGAAGCUCCCAGUUCCGCUCUCCACCAAAGAAAGCCCAAAGUAUUUCCCCCAGCAAAGACUUCACUUUCAAUACUUUAACCCAGCUCGAGAUGGAACUGGUGAAAUUUGUGUCCAAGGUGCGGAACCUUAAAGUCUCCAUGGCAACUAGCAGUAACUCCAGGCUGCAGAUCCCAGAUAUACCCAUGGACCCGUACAAUAAUGUCACGAUAUAUGAGAUAUGGGGGGAGGAGGAGUCUGAGUGAAGGGGUUUAUAGCAAAGUAUAAGAGAAAACAAGUCUAGUAUUGACAGACAGUAUCCAAACUAAUAAAGAAUAUUCUGAUG